AUGUUUUUAACAUUUUUUAAUCUUUUAAUAUUGAUUUAUUUGUCAUUAACAAAAUGUUCUUCUUCUUCUCAUUUUUCUAAUAUUGUAAUUGAAAAGGUUAAAAUUAUUGUUGAUUCUGUUAAAGUUUUUAUUGAGGAUGAAAGUUUAAAGAAUUAUUCAAAUAAUAAACCAAUAUGUGUUUUAGUUUUACAUAGAGGAGACUGUAGAGGACCAAAAAUUAAACAAAAUGAUAAAAUAAGUUGGCAGGAACAAAUUUGUUUUUUGUGGAGAUGUAUUAGAACAACAGAUAAAUUAAUUAUGAAAAUAUUUGAUUGUUGGGCAGGUAGUGAAACAAGUCCUAUAAAAUUAAUUGACAAUAAUGGAUAUACUAGAGAACAAUCUUUGGUUAAUUUUUUAAAUUAUUUGGUUUUAUUAACUCCAAAUAUUCCUCUUUACAAUUUAUUAUCUCCAUUUUUUCUCGUAUUUUUUAUGGAAAAGAAAGAGGAUUUAAUUUCAAAAAAAAUUUUUUUAAAUAAUUUCUAA
Meloidogyne enterolobii is the source of this 522-nucleotide messenger RNA. The record is from the annotation of a GenBank genome assembly. Lineage: Eukaryota; Metazoa; Nematoda; Chromadorea; Rhabditida; Meloidogynidae.